CAUGUCGUGGCUGUUCGGGCUCAGCCGCGGGGCCGCCCCGGGAGGAGGCGGCGGGGAUGGAGGGGCCGGCGCGGGCCCCGGGGUGGGGGGGAGCGGCCUCUCCCUGCCCCCCGCCCCCGGCGGGGCCGCCGCUGGAGGCGCCGGGGACCGCCAGGCGCCCAAGGACAAAUGGAGCAACUUCGACCCCACGGGCCUGGAGCGGGCGGCCAAGGCGGCGCGGGAGCUGGACGCGUCCCGCCACGCCAAAGAUGCCCUCAGCCUUGCCCAGAUGCAGGAGCAGACCUUGCAGCUGGAGCAGCAAGCCAAGCUCAAGGAGUAUGAAGCUGCCAUAGAGCAACUGAAGAACGAGCAGAUCCGGGUACAGGCAGAGGAGAGGAGGAAAACACUCAGUGAAGAAACCAAACAGCACCAAGCAAGAGCCCAGUACCAGGACAAGCUGGCACGGCAGCGCUACGACGAGCAGAUGCGACAGCAGCAACUUGCUAAUGAGGAGAAUCUGAGGAAGCAGGAAGAAUCUGUGCAGAAGCAGGAGGCCAUGAGGCGUGCUACUGUGGAGAGAGAGAUGGAGCUGAGGCACAAGAACGAGAUGCUGCGAGUGGAGGCCGAGGCCAGAGCCCGCGCCAAGGCGGAGCGGGAGAACGCGGACAUCAUCCGGGAGCAGAUCCGCCUCAAGGCCGCUGAGCACCGCCAGACCGUGCUGGAGUCCCUCAAGACAGCUGGGAUGCUCUUUGGGGAAGGAUUCCGUGCUUUUGUAACAGACUGGGAUAAAGUUACAGCCACGGUGGCAGGUCUGACCCUGCUGGCAGUGGGGGUUUACUCUGCCAAAAAUGCCACUGCAGUAGCGGGCAGAUACAUUGAGGCACGGUUGGGCAAACCUUCCCUGGUGAGGGAAACCUCCCGGAUCACUGUGCUGGAAGCUUUGAAACAUCCUAUCAAGGUUGGUAAACGUCUCACCAGCAAGGCUCAGGAUGCCCUUGAAGGAGUUGUUCUCAGUCCACAGUUGGAAGCUCGUGUGAGAGACAUUGCCAUAGCAACCAGGAACACCAAGAAGAACAAAAGCCUGUACAGGAACAUUCUCAUGUACGGUCCUCCUGGCACUGGGAAGACUCUCUUUGCCAAGAAAUUAGCUGUGCACUCAGGCAUGGAUUAUGCCAUCAUGACAGGAGGGGACGUGGCCCCCAUGGGGCGGGAGGGGGUCACAGCCAUGCACAAACUCUUUGACUGGGCCAACACCAGUAGGAGAGGCCUCCUGCUGUUCGUGGAUGAGGCGGACGCGUUCCUGCGGAAAAGGGCCACGGAGAAAAUCAGUGAAGAUCUCAGAGCAACUUUAAAUGCAUUCCUGCACAGAACAGGGCAGCACAGCAACAAGUUUAUGCUUGUUUUAGCAAGCAACCAGCCUGAGCAGUUUGAUUGGGCUAUCAAUGACAGGAUAGAUGAGAUGGUGAACUUUGAUCUGCCCCAGCUGGAGGAGCGGGAGCGGCUCGUCCGGAUGUAUUUCGAUCGGCACGUCCUGAAACCAGCCACAGAGGGCAAACAGAGGUUGAAGUUGGCCCAGUUUGACUAUGGGAAGAAGUGCUCGGAGAUCGCCAGGCUGACCGAGGGCAUGUCUGGCAGAGAGAUCUCACAGCUUGCUGUAGCUUGGCAGGCAGCAGCCUACGCCUCCGAGGACGGCGUUCUCACCGAGGCCAUGAUCGACGCCCGCGUGGCCGACGCUGUGCAGCAGCACAGGCAGAAGAUGGAGUGGCUGAAAACAGAAGGUGCUGAAGAAAACAAAGGGACUGGUGGGAACCCCCUGCUGCCCUUCCCCAGAGGAACCCCGGUGUGAGAAGUCUGCAGGGCUUCGGACCAGCGCGCGUGGGGCUGAGGCCCCGGGAGAGAGCUGGGAGGGUCUUGUGGUUCGGUGGGAUGGUCGGUUGGGAGAGGUGUGUCCUUUGGUGCAAGGGAAGGGGUGCUGCCUCAGCCUGCCUUGGAUCUCGUGGUUUUAAACUGCUCCAGAGAGCAACGUGGUUUAAAGGAGGCAGAAGCAACUGAAUUAAAGGACCCCUUUGCUGAAAUACCA
Molecule: messenger RNA, 2059 nt
Organism: Myiozetetes cayanensis
Lineage: Eukaryota; Metazoa; Chordata; Aves; Passeriformes; Tyrannidae
Product: ATPase family AAA domain-containing protein 3
Exons: 16
Coding region: 2-1825 (607 amino acids)
Biological process (GO): mitochondrion organization
Cellular component (GO): mitochondrion
Molecular function (GO): ATP hydrolysis activity; ATP binding; zinc ion binding
Source: RefSeq, a predicted model, not a curated record